AUGGAUUUGGCUCUCCCUGCAGCCCGCAGGCCCUGUGGCUGUGAUGCGAAAUCACUGAAAGCCUCGAGUGUCCCAUCAGGCAGCCCCGUGCUGGCCGGCCCCAAAAAGCUGAGCCUGCGAAUCCUUCAGGAUUUCAGCGGCAGCAACGGCUCCUUGGAGAAAAGCCCCCAGCCGCAGGGAGCGGGGCUGCAUGCAAGGGCUGGAAAGCCGGGGGUCCAGCGCCAGCACGGAGAGGGGAAUGCGGGGUGGACCAAGGGAUCAAAGCUGGCAGCGCUCUUCGAACAUCCUCUUUACAACAUCCCAAUCCCGGAGGUGACAGAGAAAGACAAGCUGUUUGUCGUCAACCCCAUGGAGAAGUUCAGCCUGCGCAGCAGCGGGAGUGACGAAUGGGUCAGCAGCAGUAAAGCCGAGACGCUCCUCCCGACAGGGAAGACGGCCUACGACACCUACCCUGCCUGGCUCAAAUUCCACGUUGGCAUUAACCGCUACGAACUGUACCCCCGCCGGGACCCCGUGAUGCCCACCCUCCUCCGGGACUUAGCCACGCAGAGGAUCGUCAGCUCGGUCCAGAAGUCUGGCGGGACCCAGCUCAAGCUCAUCAUGAUGUUCCCGAAUUAUGGGCAGGCCCUCUUCAAACCCAUGAAGCAGACCCGGGACCAGGAGACGCCCAUCGACUUCUUCUACUUCUCGGAUUUUGAGCGGCACAAUGCGGAGAUUGCAGCCUUCCACCUGGACAGGAUCCUGGAUUUCCGUCGAAUCCCCCCAGUUUCUGGCCGUUUGGUCAAUAUAACAAAGGAGAUUCGUGACAUCACCACAGACAAGAAACUGGCCAAGACUUUCUUCAUCUCCCCAG
Molecule: messenger RNA, 853 nt
Organism: Pelecanus crispus (Dalmatian pelican)
Lineage: Eukaryota; Metazoa; Chordata; Aves; Pelecaniformes; Pelecanidae
Source: RefSeq, a predicted model, not a curated record